AUUCAUGACACACAAUAUUUUCUAGUAUCGGUGGUAUUCCAUGAUACAAAACCCCUGUCUUUUUCUUUAAUAGGUGAGAAUUGAAGAGUCUACUCAAUGCUUGAGUUAUAUCCCCAUAUACAGAACCCAACGUUAUUCCACAGAUUAAGUCCUGUGGCAUUAUAUUCAUUGACUUUAGCUUUUACUCCACUUUUUCUCGACUUAUAAACCUUCACACAUCCCAUAUCAUCUUAUUAGCUUAGUGAGAAGGGUAUAGUUCAAGUUUUCUUUUUCUUUCUAAAACUUCUUAUUUACCAUGCCUUCUACUACUCUUCAAUGGCUAAGCCUUGUUGGCAUCAUUUGGCUCCAAGCCAUAAUUGGCACAAACACUAAUUUCCCUACUUACUCUUCUCAACUGAAGCAACUUCUAUCUAUUUCCCAAGUUCAACUCAAUAACCUUGCUUUUGCCUCUGAUGCAGGCAAGCUUUUUGGCUGGUUUUCUGGCCUUGCUUCUAUAUACCUCCCCCUUUGGUUAGUCCUCUUGAUUGGUUCAACUCUUGGGUUAGUUGGUUAUGGUGUGCAAUAUCUCUACAUAACCAACCAAAUCUCCUCUUUGUCCUAUUGGCAUGUGUUCUUGCUAACUUUUCUUGCUGGCAAUAGCAUUUGUUGGAUAAACACAGUGUGCUAUGUUGUCACCAUAAGGAACUUCUUUUCUGAUCGCGAAGUUGCCGUGGGAAUGACAACUAGCUACCAAGGACUAAGUGCAAAGAUUUAUGCCAACAUUGUUGAUGCUGUUUCUCCUCACAAGAAGGCUAGUGCCUUUAUCUUCCUUAACUCUCUCUUACCUGUGAUAGUUGGUUUAAUAGCAGCUCCUCUAGUCAGAGAAAUUGAUGAAGAAGUCACAAGUCCUAAGCACACGCGUGUUGGUUUUGGUGUGAUGUUUGUUAUUACCAUUUCAACUGGAAUAUAUGCUGUGUUGAGCAGCUUGCAGUUUGUCACAAGCAAAGUAUCCUCACUAGGCACCUUGGUUGGUAUUCUAGUGACCCUUCUCUUGCCUCUACUAGUCCCUCUUUCAGUGAAGAUCAAGGAGCUUCAGGAAAACACAGAAAAAGUGAGAAUCUACCAUUUUACUAUGGAGGAGAAUACUACUAGUGAAGAGAGGGUGGAGAAUGAGGUGAAAGAGGGUGAAGUUCAAGAAGAGGUUGGUAUUAUAGAAGAAGUUGGAGUGAAGUUGAUGCUGAGAAGAAUAAAUUUCUGGUUAUAUUUCUUUGUCUAUUUUUUUGGUGCAACAGUUGGUUUAGUAUAUCUUAAUAACUUGGGACAAAUAGCUGAAUCCAGGGGUUGCUCUAAUAUUUCAUCUUUGGUGUCUUUGUCAUCAUCGUUUGGGUUCUUUGGCCGUCUCAUGCCAUCUCUUAUGUACUACUUCUACAGGGGAAAAUGUAGAAUUUCAAGACCUGCUUCUAUGUUGGCAGCGAUGGUUCCAAUGUCAGGUGCAUUUUUCUUACUUCUCAACAAAACAGACAUUGUCCUCUACACCAGCACUGCAGUGAUUGGAGUGUGUACUGGAGCAAUCACUUCCAUUGCUGUUUCCACAACUACUGAGCUAUUUGGUACUAAUCAUUUCUCAGUGAAUCAUAAUGUGGUGGUGGCCAACAUUCCUAUUGGAUCCCUUAUAUUUGGCUACUCAGCUGCACUUAUUUACCGUAAGGAAGGGCAUGAACAUGAUGAGCAUGUGAAAUGCAUGGGCAUGGAAUGCUACAGAAACACUUUUAUCAUGUGGGGUUCCUUUUGUUUCCUUGGAACUCUUUUGGCUUUGAUUCUACAUGCUAGGACUCGCAAGUUUUUCUCACAAAAACAAUAGGGUACACAUUUUACUUUAACAGGAGUAUUGUUUCUUUUUUAGCAUACACUGGAGAUGUGGCUUGUAAAUCUCCUCUAAAUUUUACACCAGUACGUAAUAUAUAUAGUAGAUAAAUAUAAAUAUACAUCUAUUUUGUUUUU
Glycine soja is the source of this 1980-nucleotide messenger RNA. Its product is annotated as protein NUCLEAR FUSION DEFECTIVE 4-like. The record is from RefSeq and is a predicted model, not a curated record. NCBI's taxonomy places the organism in Eukaryota, Viridiplantae, Streptophyta, Magnoliopsida, Fabales, Fabaceae. The transcript is spliced from 2 exons. Gene Ontology annotation, cellular component: membrane. Bases 296 to 1840 code for a protein of 514 amino acids.